CGAAGAUGGCGGCUCGGAUUCGUAAUAGUGCGAAGAGGGAGUACCAACUGUUACCACCUGUAAAUAUUUUUGCAACUAAUAUUUCAUAUUCCCAGCCAAGUAUUAUUUAAUUAAAUCUUUUUUUGGCGUGGAUCUGCGACUGGUGACGGUGACUGACGUCAUUGGGAGCAUGAUGUCAUCGUUAUUUGCCGUCUCCUUUAUAGACGAUACAACUUGUUCAGAACCACCACAAUGUCCUCCAACAAUUUCUCGUAUGCCUCCGCUGCCAAACGCGCUGUCGACGAUGGUCAGCCAGACCCCUUGCCGGACACCGGUUUGCUCAACACCACCCGGCCUUCAGCCAAUCCUGUAGUAGACGACACCGCCAAAGUAACCAUCGUACCCUCUGACUACAAAUCCAAUCCUGUGACGGCCACCUCCGCCAAUGCACCUUCCCAAGACUUGGAUUCACCUCCUAACAAGAAGCGUCCCAAUAGGCAACAUCAUAAGGUUGAGGACGAAGGAUAUUACUUUUGGGACGUUGCGAAGGACUAUCUACUCCGACCAGGUGUCGCUGGCGGUAUCAUUGGUAUAGUUAAUGUUGGUUUACUUGCUGGUGCAGCUCGCGCCUUCUACACCCAACCACAUCUUCGUCGAGACUCAAAGGCCAUAUCCUCAGCGGUAGCAGCUACCAUUGCUCUUCUAUCCAUGGAAGGAUUUGCCGUCGAGAAGUAUAGCAAAACUCCAAGGGGACAAGAGGAAGCUCGCCGUGCCAAAGAAGAUGGCAGCCUAAUCUACCGGAACCUUCGUGAGCAAAUCCUUCGUCCUGAUGUGCUCGGAGGGAUUCUUGGUAUAGUUAACGCUGGUAUUUUGGGUGCUGUGGGAUAUUUCUCAUACAUCAACUGGGAUAAACCUACAUGGGACAGGCGAGUUGUGUCAGCAGUAUCUAUUGGUGUUUUGGCGCUUUGGAGUGGCGAAGGUGUCUUGGCUGAAGGAAUCAGAUCCUCAAAACGUCAAUGAAGUUUAUCGCACGCGUGACUGAAACAAAUAACUUAAUUACAUGGCACAUGUACUUGAGCAAUAACUUGUACCAUUUCCCCAUUAUUUUAGAAAGGUUACCUAAAACCCUCAAAAAAGGCACAUAUCAUACACAUCAUGAGACCUGAUCGUAGCCUCAACUA
Messenger RNA from Desarmillaria tabescens, 1160 nucleotides. RefSeq lists its product as uncharacterized. The transcript is spliced from 4 exons. NCBI's taxonomy places the organism in Eukaryota, Fungi, Basidiomycota, Agaricomycetes, Agaricales, Physalacriaceae. The record is from RefSeq and is a predicted model, not a curated record. Bases 232 to 999 code for a protein of 255 amino acids.